Porites evermanni is the source of this 2083-nucleotide messenger RNA. NCBI's taxonomy places the organism in Eukaryota, Metazoa, Cnidaria, Anthozoa, Scleractinia, Poritidae. The record is from the annotation of a GenBank genome assembly.
AUGGCGAAUCCGUUAAAAUUUUUCCUUUUUAAUUGUGACAACACAUAUAACUUAGAAGUAGUGGAGAAGUUUUUGCUUGACCUUGACGAGAAAUAUGGUUUCAAAAUAUCGGUUGAUCGUCUCACUUUUGGGUUACCGCUAAUGGCUGAGGUGUGCGAAAAGACUUUACCCAAGCUGGCGAUGGACGUCGCUGUUUUUGUUGUUCAUGCACAUGAAUCUCGUCUCUUCAUCAACGAAGACAACGCUGGUAUUGGUUACGCGAGAAUCUACCGAGCUUUGCUUCAGAAAACAGGUGAGUUUCUGAAUGUUGUCCCUUUAGUUUGUCUGAGUCUGUUAACGCCGUUGUUUUAAACUAACAACACAUAUAGUUCGCAAAUUUCAUGCUGUGGAUCUCAAGUAGUAAAACUUAAGACAUGGAAAUGCCCGCAUUAAGAAAUUUCCCAAUAGCAAACGCAUAAAUAUCAAACAUAAAUAACAACUAAACUUACUGAAGACACAUAUCUGACAUAUGCAUACACAGGGAAGGCGGAAGUGGCACAUGGCACCUUGUUUCUCUCUAUAUUAAUCAGACAUUGCAGCCUAUUUUGCGUUUACACGGUUAAGGGUCUUAUUGAUUAAAAACUGUUUCAAUCCGGUUUGUGUAAAAAAAGUCAGGAAAGAAAAUGGCAAAUCAAUGAAGAAAACGUAAUAAGCGAGUAAACUCCAUGAAGUACUUUCGAUUUUGAUCGUCACGAGGUCGCGUGUCCUGGCAUGUCACUCGAAAAAGGCAGAAGUAUUUCUUAGAAGAUUGUCACGCGAUACCAGUUCUUAGAAGAUCUUGCACAGUCAUUGUCAUUGUAGUGAUCACCAAAACCGGAAGAAUUUCUAGAAAGAAAAAACGUUGACAUAUACGAAGGAUCAAGGUACGAAACAAAGCUAAACAAAGGUACCUGUUUCUAACGGAUCUAGGCAGCAAAAUGUUUGUACUAGUAAAAGAAGAAAAUUUUAUUUUCUUCCGGGAAUGACUAUCUCUACAAGAAAAUUAGUUACAUUUUAGAGGGCCAAGAAACAAAAGAAUACUUUUACCUUGCAAUAUUUGAAGUGUAAGGAAAUAUGUCGUGUUGAAUCAUUCUCUAAAUCCCUGACGAAAUACUUGAAUAACAGACUGAAGUAUGCUAUUACAUUCUCACUUGUGGAAUCCUUGAUCUGGGAAAUUUUUGCUCGUGGAAUCCAGGACUCCUGGGCUUCGGAAUCCGGAAUCCAGCUAAAGAUAGGAUGCGAAAUCCAAGUUCCACGGACAAAGAGUCUGGACUCCAGUACAUGGAUCCGGAAUCCAUGGCGUGGAAUCCAAAAUCCAAGACUGUCUUGGAUUUCUUUUCAUAGGGCGAUUUAAAUAUAAAAAAAAGCAACCAUUGCUGCUUUCUUUUCAUUUGCCCCUCCCCUCUUUGUUUGUGCUUUUCCUCUCAAUACUCCGGUCUAGUGGCUGUGAUUUCAGCAGCUGCUUUUUCGAAUGUCAAGUCUGAAAAUGAAUACACUGAACUUAACAAUGGCAUCUAAAGGUAAGGCGAUGUAAAUCUCUGAUCGAUAGAUGGAUGGUCGCCAUGGAUGAACAGAUCGUCGGAGCUGGUAGAUCGAUGUAAUUGUUGUUAAGCCUCGUUUUUUGUUACUCGACUUAGAACUAUCAGUUUACAUGAGAGUCCAUUGUCACUCCUCUUCACAGGAGUGAUGAAGCACUAUCCACCGACCAGCCGCGCCUCCCUUACAGUGUAUCAAAAAAACUGAAAACUGUUUGUAUACACAUUUCCGUGCCUAUUUUUUUUCAGAUAACAAUGUGUUGAUCGUAAUAGGCGGAGACAGUUGCUACAAAAAUGAAGACGAAGAAGCGCGGUGUGUCAUCUCGCGCUGGGCAAAAAGGAAGAUGGCUUUGCAGUUCGGUGAAGAGUAUCUGGACGGAAGGCAAAGCUUUAUCUUCUCUUGGGAUGAAAGACACCGACCGAUUCACGAGGAAGCAAUGCGGCAUUUUCUUGACCCCGAAAAGAGGGGAUCCAAGUUUGAAUACACACCUCCCAGACCCUUGCCGAAGCUCAUACAGCCUGUGGAGCCU